UGAUUAUUAACCGCCCUCUCUCCCUUGCGCCAAAAAUAUGUAUACACUUUCCAUUUCCCUCAAAACCCCUAAUUCAAAACCUUUCUCUUCCUCCUUUUCCUAUUUCAUUCCCUGAGACAAAGUUCACGGCAUUUCUGUAAAUUCCGAGAAAAUCCAUGGCCGAUUCGCAGUCGGACCCGAAUUUCUUCAGCGUACGGAUCGUCUCCAUCGACUACUACAUGGCCCCGCCGAUCCCAGGCUUCGAUAUCUGUUAUAGUAGCUUCCACGGUGGGAAAGUGAAUGAGGUUCCUAUUAUAAGAAUAUAUGGAUCUACGCCGGCUGGUCAGAAGACUUGCUUGCACGUUCAUCGAGUUUUACCCUAUUUAUAUGUGCCGUGCUCAGAUAUUUCGCUUCAAUCGGACAAAGAUGGUGAUGCAUGCACACAUGCCAUAUCUUUUGCUCUUGAGAAAGCUUUAAAGCUUAAAGGUAAUACUGGUUCAAAGCGACUACAUGUGCAUGGUUGCAGCCUUGUGCGAGCAAGGAAAUUUUAUGGUUACCAUUCAUCUGAAGAGCUCUUUGUGAAGAUAUAUCUCUAUUAUCCACAUGAUGUCUCACGUGCUGCCAAUCUUCUUUUGAGUGGUGCAGUUCUUGAUAAAAGUUUACAGCCCCAUGAAUCACAUAUUCCCUUUAUUCUCCAGUUUCUGGUUGACUAUAACUUGUACGGGAUGGGCCAUAUGCAUUUGUCAAAGAUGAAGUUCCGCCAUCCAGUACCCGAUGCUUUCUCACGGAGGAAAUGUGAUCGUAAUGACCCAAGUUGUGAUGCAUCUUUACGUUCACCAAUAUGGAUAUCUUCAACAAUUCCAGCUGAUUGGAUGUGGCAAUUUCCUAGCGAAUUUGAGGCUUCAUCAGAUCAGGACAUUCCUUUCAUUAAUCGUCAAAGUGUUUGUGAACUUGAGGGGGAUGCUUCUAUAGAUGAGAUUCUUAAUCAGCAGUUUAAAAUUUAUUCAUCUCUUUCACAAACCCGUUCAGAUGUGAAAAUGGUCCAGUCACUUAUACCAAUUUGGGAGGAGGAGUAUGAAAGGACUGGAAUGCAUGAGGUGGCAAUGCCUCCUGAUCCUGGCAAACCACUUCCACAAGAUGUUCUUAAAACUCUCUCACUGGGUCUUGAAUUUGAGAACAAACUUAUUGAAUUGUGUGGUGACGCAAUCACAUCAUCAACUGUUAAGGGAAAUUCGGUUGGACUUGGACAUGUUAACCCUGACAAUAUAGAAUUAGAAGCUUUGAAGUGUUCUAAAGAAACAGAAAUAGUUGGAUCUUUGUCACCACAAGGUUCAAUAUGUGAAAAAGAAGACGGUACCAGAUCUACUGAAGGGAGGGAUACAAGUCAUAAACCAUUGUCUACUAAUGAAAUGCGAUCCUCAGCAAUUACUGAAACACCAGAUCCAAAGGCUGCAGAUAAGGAAGCCCUUGGUCUUCUAAGGUGGCUUGCUACUUCUCAGGCUGCCGAAGAUAUGAACUCUGAUGAUGAACUUGUUUGUGAGACCAUUCUGAGUCCUUUGUUGCCUUCAAGAACCAUUGAUAAGGUGCUGGAGAAAGCUAAUAUGGAUUAUGAGAGCGAGUCUCAAAAAGAGUGUCAAGACAUUCUUGAUUCAAUUGAUGACUUGAUUGACUUUGAGGGUCUGAAGGAAAGAGAUUUACAUCCUUCUGAUCAGAAUCAUUCUCCUAGAACUUCAUCAGAGAACAUUAUUCCACAAGUGGAUGGCUCUGGGGAUGAAUUUUUCUCAACUCCUAGUGCUAGAUCAACUGGAAAGUCAUCUGGAAUGGAGAUUAGGGAUGAACUUGAAGGGUCUUUGGAAUGCCACACAUUGCAGGAUGUCGGUGGAAGGUUCACCAGCAAGCACAAAAGAAAGCAAUCUGUGUGGGGCUCUUUACCGUUUUCCACGACGAAAAAGGUGAAUAAUGACUUGGAUGCUGUUGGUUUCCACAUAAUUGAUUCCUGUGUCCAUGAAACUAAAGCUCCUGAAGGUACAAGAUGCUUGGCUAUCAAUGAAGCAGGAAGUUAUGCUGCUGGUUUUUUGAAAAAUGCAGAUACAGAUGUUCGUGAUUUAAAGGAAUCAAGUACUUUGGUUGGAUGCUCUGUGCGGGAUUUGAUGAGGAGAAAGCGAAGCUACCGAGUUGAACCACCUGAUUGUGGGUCUCAUAGGGAUAAAAGGGUUCUUUUGGAAGGGGAACAAAGAGAUGGCAUAAUUCUCUGCCCUAGACAAUUAAAUGACAAGGUUGACGGAAAACCUAUUGAGUCUCUCAAUUUGAAGCAAUCUUUUACAGACCAACAGACGGAUUUCCAUAAAGCUUAUGAGGUUAAUGUGACACAUUUGGAUUGUUCCGUGUAUGAUAAACACCCUCUUUUGUCCAGCAGUGAUAGCUUGUCACAACGUAGUAAGUUGAAAGAUGGAAAUUUUGGUUCUCAUGAAAAAGUUGCUGAUGGGUUUGGCAUAGUAGCUACCACUGGACCAGUGGAUUUCACAGUAAAAGGUGCUUCUCAAGUGCAUACUGUACCAUUGCUUUCUAAGCCCAACAACGUAAAUUCUGCAGCUUCCACGGCCCAUUGUGAAAUUUGCAAUGAUAAAGAGUCUGACUUGGGUGCAACAGCCAUGACUAAUGAGAGAUUUCCGCAAAAAGAUGCUGCUGCUUCAAGCUGUUUGCAAACUGGUCUGAUUGAAUGUAAAGUAUCUGGUGCACAUUAUUCUAUCUAUGAAAGCGGCCAUAAAUAUGAAUCGUCUGUGGCAUGGGUACAUAAUAAAUCUUAUGAGAAUCGAAACACCGUGACGGACUCAAUGGGUUUGCUAAAUGAGAAUUGUGGCGGUGAAAAACAGGGAAGGGAUUUUGUUUUUUCUGGGCUUGGCAGCUCAGCAUCCAUAGUUGUCAACACACAGGUGAAAUGUACUGAUCUAAUUGGCAUGACCUUCUCCAAGAAACCGCCUAUUGCAGACUGGACAGAUGGGACAACUGGAAAUGCUUCUUUUCCACCUACUACCUCUGGCCUGGAGGAGAAAAAUUAUGAGGGAACAUCAGGGAGAGAUUCGGAUGAUUUUCUCCCUUUUUUUGAGGGUGACUGUCAAGAAGAGAAAAAAGUACUGGAGAAGCAUGCUAGAAAUAUUGACUCUAAAUCUGAUCAAGUUGUCAUGGGUGUCUCUACUCACUUUCAAAAUGAUGGCUCCUACUUGUACCUUUUAACACCCGUAUAUUCACCUCCUUCUGCAGAUAGUGUAUGUAGAUGGCUGUCAUGCGAUGACGAAGGUGCUUCUGGAUGGAACAAUGUGGCAUCAGUGGAGCCAUCACCAUUGAAAGGUUCAUCUAGCAGUUUGGUUGGUUCACAAAGUUCUUUGCCUGAUGAUUGUGACAAGGCUUUGCCUGAAUCUUGUUCUGGAGGAGGAGGUAUUGUGAAAGAAAAAGCAUGUGCUGGUUUCUCAGAAGAUAUAUCUCAGAUUUCAGGACCAGACGGGAAAUCAAGGCCUACUCCGCUUAGUCAAAGUGGAUUUCAGGACCCUGCAAGUGUUGGUGGUGGUCAACAAUUGACAUUGUUAAGUAUAGAGGUUCAAGCAGAAUCAAGGGGAGAUCUCAGACCUGAUCCUCGAAUUGAUGCCAUCAAUAUUAUAGCUCUUGCUAUUCAAACUGAUAAUGAUUCCAUUACUGAAGUUAAUGUGCUAUUGUGUAGCAAAACUGAAGCUGAUAACAGAAGUCUUGAUGGAAUAUCUGGCUGCAAGGUGUUGGUUUUCUCUGAGGAAAAGUACUUAUUUAGUCACUUUAUGAAGAUUGUACGUGCAUCUGACCCUGAUAUAUUAAUGGGUUGGGAUAGUCAAGGUGGUUCUCUUGGGUUUUUGGCAGAAAGGGCUUCACAUCUUGGUAUAGCUUUACUCAAUAACAUAUCUCGGACACCAUCUGAGACCAAGAUGGCUGGAGGUUUAGAUAUUCCUGAGAAAGGACUUCUUGAUAAUAUAUUAACUGAAUCAGUUAUGGAUCCUAUAACAAUAGAAGAUGCAAUCAUUGAGGAUGAAUGGGGCCGAACUCAUGGCAGUGGUGUUCAUGUAGGUGGUAGAAUUGUCCUGAAUGUAUGGCGACUGAUGCGUGGUGAAGUGAAGCUUAGUAUGUACACAAUGGAAGCGGUAGCUGAAGCUGUGCUGAGGCGAAAAAUUCCAUCAUUUCAUAACAAAUUACUGACAAAAUGGUUUUCUAGGGGAUCUGGACAAGGAAGAUUUAGAUGUAUAGAGUAUGUGCUAGGCAGAGCAAGAUUGAACCUUGAGAUAAUGAACCAACUGGAUAUGAUAAAUCGAACUUCAGAACUUGCUCGUGUUUUUGGCAUCGACUUUUUUUCAGUUCUCUCUCGAGGUUCACAAUACCGUGUUGAAUCCAUGCUGUUGAGAUUGACACAUACACAAAAUUAUCUUGCUAUCUCCCCAGGAAGUCAGCAGGUUGCUUCACAACCUGCAAUGGAGUGCCUACCUCUUGUAAUGGAACCACAGUCUCGUUUUUAUGCAGAUCCAGUUGUUGUUUUGGAUUUUCAGUCUCUCUAUCCGUCGAUGAUAAUUGCAUACAACCUUUGUUUUUCUACAUGCCUUGGCAAAGUUGCACCUUCAAAGGCAAAUACACUUGGGGUUAGUUCAUAUUCACCAGAUCCAUAUGUUCUGCAGAGUGUGAAAAAUGAGAUACUGCUCACUCCAAAUGGUGUUAUGUAUGUAUCUCCAAAGGUCCGUACAGGCAUACUGCCCCGUUUAUUGGAGGAAAUAUUAUCAACUAGAAUAAUGGUGAAACAAGCAAUGAAAAGGUUGCUUUCCUCGCAGCAAGUUCUUCACAGGAUAUUUAAUGCAAGGCAGCUUGCUUUGAAGCUGAUAGCAAAUGUGACAUAUGGCUACACAGCUGCUGGAUUUAGUGGCCGCAUGCCUUGUGCAGAGAUUGCAGACAGUAUUGUUCAAUGUGGACGUAGUACUCUCGAAAGGGCGAUUUCAUUUGUGAAUGCACAUGAUAAGUGGAAAGCUAAAGUUAUUUAUGGUGAUACUGACAGCUUGUUUGUCCUCCUCAAGGGACGCACGGUCAAAGAGUCUUUUCGAAUUGGUAAUGAGAUUGCAUCUGCAAUCACUGCUAUGAAUCCAAACCCAGUCACUUUGAAAAUGGAGAAAGUUUAUCAUCCAUGCUUCCUCCUUACUAAGAAACGCUACGUUGGUUACAGUUAUGAGAGCCCAGAACAGACUGAACCUAUAUUUGAUGCUAAAGGUAUUGAGACAGUACGCAGGGAUACAUGUGAAGCUGUUGCCAAGACUAUGGAGAAGUCGUUGAGGCUCUUCUUUGAACAUCAGGACCUUUCUGAGGUUAAAGUAUAUUUGCAGCGUCAAUGGAGCCGGAUUUUAUCUGGCAGAGUUUCUCUUAAGGAUUUUGUUUUUGCCAAGGAGGUUCGAUUGGGUACCUACUCUACAAGGGGCUCUUCAUCGCUCCCACCGGCAGCAAUUGUCGCCACGAAAGCAAUGAGAGCUGAUCCCAGGGCAGAACCACGCUAUGCGGAGAGAAUACCUUAUGUUGUAAUACACGGAGAACUCGGUGCCCGCCUGAUUGAUAUGGUUGUGGAUCCAAUGGAACUUUUGGCAAUUGAUUCCCCCUUUAGAUUAAAUGAUUUAUAUUACAUCAACAAACAAAUAAUCCCAGCUUUGCAGCGGGUAUUUGGACUUGUUGGGGGCAACUUGAACCAGUGGCUUAUAGAGAUGCCCCGUCCGGUGAGGGAAGCCUUUGCUAAACGCCCAAGCUAUGCUCCAAAUCCGCACAGAACCAGAAUUGAUUAUUACUAUCUCUCUAAACAUUGUAUACUUUGUGGUGAGUUGGUCCAGGCAUCAGCCCAUCUGUGCAAUCAAUGUUCGCAAAAGGGAGCUGCUGCUGCUGCAACAGCUGUGAUAGGAAGAACUUCAAAAACGGAGAGAGAGAUGCAACACCUUGCUGCUAUAUGUCAGCAUUGUGGAGGUGGUGACUGGAGUGUCAAGUGCACUUCGCUGGCGUGCUCGGUGUUUUACGAGAGGCGGAAAGUUCAGAAAGAGCUGCGAAGUCUUUCUUCUGUUGCUGCUGAGGAAGGUUUCUACCCAAAAUGUAUGCUCAAACCCUAAACUCUCUCUCAAAUGGCACAAACCCCAUUCUCUCUCCUCCUCCUCAGACGACUCACUCUCUCCUCUCAAAACCCCAAACCCCAUUUCCUCCCCUCUCUCCUAAAACCCUUCUCCACCUCCCAACCCUCCCCAUCCUCCUCGUCAGAGCCACCACCAAAACCCUCCUCCCUCUCCGCCCGCCUUAGCUUUGUCUUCGACCAAAUAGACGCCAUCGACAAACAACAGCACCAGAUCGUCUCCCAGAAGGACCAAACCCUCCAGCGCAUCCGCGCCUGGCGCCAGUACCGAAAACCCCUAACCGACCCACCACCUCAGUCAGAACCGGAACCAUCACAGUUAGGCUUAGGGCUCAAUAGCAACGAUAAGGAUGCUGCCAAUUCCAUGGUGAAGGAGGAGGAGGAGAAGAAGAAGAAGGCGGUGGUGGAGGUGGUUCACCCGUGGCCGGAGUGGAUUGAGCUGAUGGAGAGGUUGGUGGGGCAGAACUACUUCGAUCAUAGGAGGAAAGACGAGGACAGUUUGGUCCAAGAGCUGGGCUUCGAUGCGGCCGAGAUUCCGGGGGUUGAUGAUCCGGGAAUCGAUUUUACCAAGGAUUUCAAGGCCGUGCAGACGGCGUGCCUCAAUUUUGGGAAGGACCGGUUCGAUAUUAUAAGGUCAUUGUCGAGACAGGAUAUUCAAACUUUGGUUGGUUUUGGGUGCCCAAGUGUGGACAAGAAGGUGGUUUUCUCUGCAAAACUUUUGAGGAAGCGCGUCCAACUUGAUGAAGGAGAUGUUUGCAGUUCCUGCAGUUUGAGGAACUCCUGCGAAAGAGGAUAUUUGCUUACCAACAAAGAGGACGAGGCACGGACUAUUGAUAUUAUGCGUGUCCUAUUGGCUUUUGCUUUUGACCCCGUGAACGGAUCAAUAGUCAAUAAGGCUCUUCUGAAACAAAAGUCUAUCAAAAAUGUUGUCCGUAAGUUGUUACAUGAGGUUGUCAAGUUGAGCUCAGUUCCAAUAGACCCCAAUCUUCCUCCUCCAGUAAUAAAAAAGCCCCCACCAAAAGUCAAGCAGGCUCCUCCUCCUCCAAGGAAACGAGUUGGACGUGACGACGUUGAGAUGAAAAAAGGAGACUGGCUAUGCCCCAAGUGUGACUUCUUGAAUUUUGCAAAGAAUACCAUAUGCCUACAAUGUGAUGCCAAACGUCCAAAGAGACAGCUGCUUCCUGGAGAAUGGGAAUGCCCCGAGUGCAACUUCUUAAAUUAUAGGAGAAAUAUGGCAUGUUUUCAUUGUGAAUGCAAGCGCCCGUCUGAUGAAUUUAUGGAGAACAAGAUGCAAGAAAAGCAACGUGGUCCUAGUACAAGGUUGGAGAGGACUGCUCACCGGCAAGAGGUUUCUAAUGCAUGGAAUUUUGAUUUUGAUGACAAUGAAUCAGAUGGGGCAGAUGUUGCUGCUUUUGAGUAUGCGGAUUCUUCCGUUGUGGCUGAAGAUUCUCCUUUAGAUAACCAGGCCCAUGGAGGAAAUUUCAGAGGGCCUGAAGGCAAUUUUAGUAAAGCUAGCAGAGUGCCAAGGGUCCAUGAGAAAGAAUAUUCUGAUGGUGAUACUAAUAGACCUGGGAUGGGGUUUGAUGAUUUUGAGGAUGAAGAAGAUAAUAUUGAUAGUUACGAGCUUGAAAUUCCUCAUAACAAUUCAGCACGGAAGGCUUCUUCAAAUGAAUUUUCCGAGGCUGAAGGGUACUCUGGAUCAGAAGAUUUUGAAGGCAUUAAUAAUAAUGUACCUGCUCGUCGCAGACCAAGUUCCCCAUCUUACAAUAAGCCAUCUAAAUCUAUGCAUCGAAAUGCUGCUUUCUCUGGCUCUGAGGAUGAUUUGGUUUCAGAUGAAGAUCUUUCAGUUCAUCCCAACUGGAAAUCUAGUCAUGUUGCUGAUUCUAGACAGAGAAGUAGAGGUAGAGGUCAAGCAGGUCCCUCCAAGGGAUUAAGCUUUGGUUCUGAUGAGGAACUUGGCCUCUACUCUGAUGUGGAUGAUGAUUUAGACGAGAAUUUCAGAUCCAGGCAAAAGAAUGGGAAUAGAUUGGGUUCUGGGAGGAGGGAUUUCCGGAGGAAAGGAAGUUCUGAUGUUGAAGACGGUCGCUUUUCUGGUCCAGAUUUUGACAAUGAUGAUAUGCGUUCUUCUAGAAAUAGAUUGAGAGGGAAUAAAGUAGAACCUGAUAGAAGACGAAACAACUCUCAAGGUCGUGCCAAUCAUAACUUCACAAGGGACACAAAAUUCAGAUCCAGUAGUAAGAUGGGUAGUGGAAGGAACUCUUUCAAUGAUGAUUUUGAUGAACCGUUCCAAGGGUCUCGAGGUAAUAACCGAGGAUCUCAAAAGACUCGUCAUGAUGGGGGGCGAAAGAGGGAUAGGGAGGGUGAUAUGUGGAACUCUAAGGCGCGUGGAAGAGGAGAUAGUUUUGGGAAGCAGCAGCGUGGAAGGCGGAAUGAAUAUGAUAGGGACAUGGACAGGGAUUCUGGUGAAUUUAAAAACAGUAGGCGUGUUGUAGAAAGAUAGAUCGGAGCCAUGGGAUAAGCAGAAUCUCACUAAUUGGUUAUUCUAGCCUCUGAUAGUUAGCAGAAUAGCAGUCACAAGAUCAAUAUUCGUGAAAGAGGGAAGGAAAACACGUUUGGUUUCCUAUCUGCCACCGCUGUAAAGUAAGUUAGCAAAAUAGCAGAUAUUUGUGGUUCUUUUAAAUUGGCCCGGGUAUCAGAUUGGUCUUAUCCUGGUGAUUUGAGCGUCUGAUUUUAUUUGCCUGCUGGUUGCACAGAAAUGUUGUACCCUUUUUUUGGGGGGGA
Messenger RNA from Alnus glutinosa, 8920 nucleotides. Its product is annotated as DNA polymerase zeta catalytic subunit. Gene Ontology annotation, molecular function: DNA binding; nucleotide binding; DNA-directed DNA polymerase activity. Gene Ontology annotation, biological process: error-prone translesion synthesis; double-strand break repair via homologous recombination. Lineage: Eukaryota; Viridiplantae; Streptophyta; Magnoliopsida; Fagales; Betulaceae. Gene Ontology annotation, cellular component: zeta DNA polymerase complex; nucleus. The record is from RefSeq and is a predicted model, not a curated record. The transcript has 24 exons.